UGUUAAAAAAUGAAUCCUUGUUUGCAAACGGAAAUACUUAAGGAACAAGUGCAACUAGAAAAUAGAGCACGACGUAAUUAUCCAAAAAAGUGGGGCGAACUGAAUGCAACUAAGUUCUAUAAAGUUUGUAAUCAGAAUGAGAUGAAUAAUGAAAUAAAAAAUACUAUUAAAGGUAAUUAUUGGAAACAUUAUAAAACAAUUGGGAUCUAAUACCACUAUUUCUUCUUAUUGAACUCAGUUCAAUGUCCUUACGAGUACAAAGGCGAGGGUGAUUCAUAUUUCGUAUCUAAGGAUAUGUACAAUUCAUUGAUUGCUAAAUGCCGUUGUGGACGUCCUCGUACUGGGGUACACGUUGUUAAAUGUUUACAAAAAGCUAUAAAUGGGCAACAAAAUUUAGAUGAUAACAAACAGCAAAAUACUGAGACAAAAACCGGAGCUAUUGAUGGCAGUAAUUUGAAAGUACCGCCUACUUCAAAUGCUGCCAUAGGUUGGUCAAAUGGUCAAGAAAUGCGUUAUAAAAAAUGGGAACAAUCAAUGAAAUAUAUAUCACCUGUUUUUACUAUGGAAGGUCCACGAAUUACUGCUACUCCUUAUAAUGUUCUUAUAAUUGGUUAAGAUUCUAAUCCAAAC
Messenger RNA from Teleopsis dalmanni, 630 nucleotides. RefSeq lists its product as uncharacterized. NCBI's taxonomy places the organism in Eukaryota, Metazoa, Arthropoda, Insecta, Diptera, Diopsidae. The record is from RefSeq and is a predicted model, not a curated record.